Messenger RNA from Eufriesea mexicana, 744 nucleotides. RefSeq lists its product as uncharacterized. The record is from RefSeq and is a predicted model, not a curated record. The transcript is spliced from 4 exons. NCBI's taxonomy places the organism in Eukaryota, Metazoa, Arthropoda, Insecta, Hymenoptera, Apidae. Bases 1 to 744 code for a protein of 247 amino acids.
AUGCUCUUAGAAGUGGAAGAUGAAACACGUGAUUUCGUAACGAUAUAUAAAAAAGACUUUCCCUCGAAGAAAAGUCGCAAACCGAAGGAACACAGGCCCCAAGCCGAGUAUCGUCCGCCCCUGAAUAUCCUAAACGGCCCUUACAGAAAGUGCUUGAACACACGUCGAAUAAACGUCACUCUUCCAUUGAACGAGCAAAGCGAGGAUCCUGGAGAGACCUUAAACAGAAUUCGCGAGGAACAUUCGCAUUUAAAAGGAUCUCUUCCGAAAGAUGUACCUGACGAAGAUCUGGUCGAAAGAAAGGACAAUGAACUUAAGCAAACGAUAUAUCAAUUUGACUAUUCGAAAGAUGAUUAUUCGCCUCGUAUGGAAAUAUUCGGAAGAAGGAAAGACGUUAGUUUACCAAAAGAUUGGAUCAUAUCGGAAACGAUUCAAAGGAAAUCUUACCGGAAUCCGUGGAAAAUUGUACCGGAAAGCCUGUUACAUGUAAAGAAAGCAAUAAAACCUUCGGACAACUUGAUACCAAGUGAAAAGGAAAGAGAAAUUCUUCGUAUAAGAACCGGAGAUUCGGAAUACGAUGCAACUAUAGAUGCUACCGGAAAUCGAGUGAUAAAAGAAUGUUUAUUGGGACCACCACUACCAGUGGAACCACAAAUAUAUACCAAAGAAUCCGACAGUUCACCGUCUGAAUGUUCUGAAAUUCUAGCAGGAAAAAAAUUUGUACUUCCUUCGAACAUUUUUUGA